AUGCGGGCUACAGUGCUGGUGCUCUUCCUCGUUGCCAGCGCCUUAGCCGCCAAAACAGGUUUGUUCAAUCUUUUGGUGUGGAACAGUUUUCUAUCAAAAACGGUGUUUCCUGAACAAGACGGAAAGCAAAAACUCAGAAGAAUUUGAAAAAUUUAAUCAAUUACAGUCCCAGUAGUUGCUAUUUUUGUAUAACUAAAGUUUAUAACUCGAAGAAAGUCAAAAAAAGCGUCAGUUAUCUGAUUAUUUCGAUUAGAAAUUUUGUCUGAUAUAUCAGAAAGAUUUCGAAAAGUUUUCUGCAAAACCAAACUUCCCUGUAAAAAAAAACUUGUGAUAGAUAAAACGAAGUUCAAAAAUGUUCCUACCUUGACGAAAUUCUCAUUUUCAAAAAAAUUUCUUUGCGCUUUGUACAUCAAAAAUGGGUUCGAAGCUUUGAUAUUUGAAGCUUUCCAUAUAGAUUUUGUUUUGAAAAAAACAAGACAUUAAUUUUUUUAAAAAGGUUACUCAAAUUUGUGAAAAAUGUAUGAGUUUGACAAAAAAAAGUUUAGUAGCGAAAAAUCUUAAAAUAAGCUUAUUGUGUCGUUUGCUAUUGCUGAUAUUUCGACUCUCAGACAGACAGACUUUUUAAUGUUUUUUUUUUUUUCAAUAUUACUGCUUUCAAACUUUUGCGAUCACGGAAGUGCACAAGAUCAACGGCGAGCACGUUGUGAAAUCGGCAUAAUAUCGGGAAAAGAUCUUGAAAGAGAAUACGUAUGUCAGUUGGCAACGUUGCCAUCACGCAAUUUUGAGUCACUUGUGAAAGAAAACGAAAAGAAGGUGACGCUUGGCGCUUCCAAGAAUGACAGCAGCCGUCGUCGGCUGUGACAUAUCAGCCAGCUUGCACUGCAAUUUCGAACUUGCAGGUCGCGGAUUCUCGAAAGACGUUGGGAAAAACGCAAAGCACGAUAAUGUCUGUGCUAGGAUUCACAAUAACACCGCUCUGGGUUUGUUAUGGAACUUCGAAAUUUGGAAAAAAUGUUUUCCUCUUCAGUUGGAACUUCUCCAAUCGACAUGAUGCAGGCAACGGCUUACGAAUGUCAAAAGAGAUGUGUCGAUGUGUUCCCAAACUGCACAGCUGGUAAGACUUUCUAAAUAUUUGCAUAAUUCAGGCGUUUAUAAAGUUAAUAGCCGCUUUGAUUCUAAAAAAAGUUGGACCUUUAAAAGUAGUUUCCGGUUUGAAACUACUCCCGAACCAUACAUUUUUUUUCAAAGAGAAUGGAUGGUAAUAGGGAGACUCGCGAGGCGAAAGUUAGGCAACGCAACAAAUGGCACGUUUUUGAUUUUGAUAGAUCCCCGGGCCUUUUUACACUCGAUGACUUUUGCAAAUCACGCCGUUUAAAUUCUAAAUCCAAACAAUUGAGAAGCGAUCAAUUACAAGAUUCUACUUACAGUGGUCUACUACUACCUACACAACGACACCAAACACCAUCACUGUUAUCUUUUCGAACAUAACUCCGUGUAUGAAAAUGUGAGCAACUUUCGGUCGAAAUUGCAAUUGAAACUUUUAGAGGCUUUAUUCUUAUUUCAAUCAUUUUCGUAGCAUUGAUUGAUUUCUUAGUCUAGCCAAAAACCUUAGGUUUUCUUUACUUUCUUUGAAAAUUUCAAAAAAUUUCUGUUGGCAUAUUCAGGUGGAACUUGUCGAGCAGAAGCCUGAGCACAAAAAAGACUUGGUGAAAAUGCUCGAGCUCACUCGCAGAUGUCACGAGUUCGAUGCCCAUCCUCCUCUCGUUGAAGAUGGUCUAGCCUCCUCGACAGACAAAGUCGAUCGCAAAAAAAGACGUAUGAUAACGAAAAGUUUUAAUUUUUGAGAUCGUGCUUCAGAGCACAAAGAUGAUUCUGAGCUUGGAACGGGGGAGUGGACUGAUUGGUCAGCAUGCAGUGAAAACGGUAUUAAAACCGGUGAAUAAUAUGUGCCAGUGAAAAAGAUUCCAGGACACGAGACCCGAUCUCAGGAGUGCGCUUAUGGAAGAAAAAUUCAAAGAAGAGGCUGUCCUGCUCGUCAAGCUCCUCAACGUCUCCCAGCUCCUUCGGCUGAUCAGUACCGCCAGCAGCAGCUUCUUCAACAGCAGCAACAAGAACAGCAGCGACAGCUCCAACUACAACAGCAGCAACGUCAACAACAAGAUCCACGACAGGAUCCUCGCCUUCAACAGCAGCAACAGCCACUCCCAGCGAGUUAUUCUGGCGAAUACACUUCCCAAAUAAACCUGCAAGGCCGUGUUCCUCCUCAGGCACAACAACCUCAACCUCAGCAGCCUCAGCAGCCUCAGCAGUCUCAGCAGCCGCAGCAGCCUCAAAGAUCUCCUUACGAUCAGUACGCUGCUCUCUACCAACAGAGGAUGUCACAGAAUCGUGAAAACGCCAACCAGCGCCAUCCUGCAGUUCAACAAGCCGUCCCUUGCAGCGGAGGUGUCUGCGAACCAGUCCGACCUCAGCCUCAACCUCAGCCUCAACCUCGUCCUCCUCAACCACCUGUUCUAGCUCCUGUUAUCAAUACUGCUCCGUGGCCACCAGCGACUCAGCCUCCACAACAAGUUCCGUUGCCAACUCGCUACAGACCUGCUCCACCUCCUCCUCCAGCUUGUGAUGGACAAGGAUGUGUCUCUCCACCGCUUGUUCCAGGUGAGAAUAGUGGGAAUUUGAUGCAAAUUAACUUUAAACUCACAGGUAACUGGCACGAUUGGUCCGAAUGGUCUACUUGCUCUUGUACCUGUGACGACGGAGCGAAAUCUCGCCGACGCGAAUGUGCUACCAAUAACUGUCAAGUGAGCCAAAAAGAUUGAAUACAACCUUGGUAAAUGAUUUUUAGGGACCAGAAUACGAAACCGAGCCCUGCAACAUGGGCCCUUGCCAAACCUGGUCUGACUGGUGUGAAUGGUCCACUUGCUCAGCGAGCUGUGGUAGCGGUCAACGCGAAAGAACCCGGUUCUGUCAUCUUGGAACUAACCGAUGCGAAGGCAAAGACUACGAAGUAUAGAAAAUUCCAGAACCCCUUAUUAUUGAUAAGAUAUUUUAGUCUGAGCAAUGCCUUGCUGGUCCGUGUCCAGAAUGGUCAGAGUGGGAAGAUUGGGGACAAUGCUCAGUAAGUUGCGGAACCGGAGCGGCUAUUAGACAGAGAACAUGCUUGGGUGGUCUACACGGAGAUUACCUUUGUCCUGGUCAGUUUUUUUAAUGAUUAAGGUCAGAAGUGGUUACACGCGCCUCUGAACGAAGCUUUUUAAUCAAGAUUGAGUCAAAUAUUUCUCUCUGACAGUUCUGCUGGAUUCGUGGAUUGAAAAAAAUCGAAUUAUUUCUCGGGCUGUUUUAAAUAAGUUCAAAUUAUCGAAGCAAGUGCGUUGCAGGACCGAAAACUGAGCAGAAGCUGUGCGAGGCCGGCCCAUGUCAAGAAUGGUCCCCAUGGCAGGAAUGGAGCGCCUGCUCGGCCAGCUGCGGCGACGGAAUGAAGAGGCGUCAACGUAUUUGCCAAUAUGGAACCGACUGCCAGGGACCAGCGGAGGUUGGAUUCUUCGGAAGCCCCGGAAAAUGAGGAAAUUCCCAGGAAAGUCUUUUCUGCUAUGGACCCCCUUGCGCACAGUGGACAGAAUGGUGCGAAUGGUCGGGCUGCUCAGCAAAGUGCGGUCCUGGACAACGAACCCGAACACGAGGCUGUCUUGGACCUGAUGGGUUGGAAAGCACUGCCUGCCAAGGAUCCAGCAUUGUGAGAUCAAUAACAAAACGGAAGCUGAGAUAAAUUUUUGAACAGGAGACAAUCAUUUGCGAAGGAACGUCCUGCUGCAAUUGGUCAGAAUGGUGCCACUGGUCUAUGUGUGACAAGGAAUGCGGCGGAGGAAAGGUAAUUCAGCCGUUGAAGAAGAAAAAACGAUAACCAAUUUUCAGUCACUUCGCACCAGAACCUGCAUGAGUAACGGCGCCGCCGAUUCAAACUGCCUCUGCGAAGGUCCUGAUCGCGAAGAGAAGGAAUGCAAUACUCAAACAUGCACACCGCAGUGCGCCUGGACUCAAUGGUAUACUAAAACUCGGAUGAAACAGAAAAAUAAAAGUAUUGAAGGUGUGAAUGGAGUUCCUGCAGUACUCAGCUGUCAUGCGAAGUCGGAAUUCAGAGUCGGUAAGUAGUAGGUUUCAGAUGGGAAAGAUAAACUUACCAAUCUUUGUAUUGGUUAACUAAGAUUCUAGAAGCUGUAAGUUGUAUGACUCUUCAUUUUUUUUUUGGAAAAAGUUGAAUUAGACUUUUUGAUCCUUUUCAAGACUUCCGGGAAAUAUUUAAAUGAUCUUUUUGAGCUGUUUAAAGAAUAAUAUUCUUAGUGAAUUGUUUCCGGAAAUCUCAUUGUUUGAUUUUCAUUUUCAGAAACCGCCAAUGUGUCGGCGAACCUGGCUGCCACUGUCUUGGACUUGCGGACGAGAGCCAACAAUGCCGAGGACCAAACCCAUGCCCACAGAAGCCUCCUUGCUAA
Molecule: messenger RNA, 4487 nt
Organism: Caenorhabditis auriculariae
Lineage: Eukaryota; Metazoa; Nematoda; Chromadorea; Rhabditida; Rhabditidae
Source: the annotation of a GenBank genome assembly